This is a messenger RNA of Drosophila serrata, 954 nucleotides long. RefSeq lists its product as uncharacterized. The record is from RefSeq and is a predicted model, not a curated record. Lineage: Eukaryota; Metazoa; Arthropoda; Insecta; Diptera; Drosophilidae.
CAACAUGGGUGCAUCUACGAAAUUAACACUAUUAUUCCUAGUUAGUUUGGCUUUUUGCCUGGCUAAAGUCCAGUCAGCACAUCCAACUCCGGAAGAGGCCGAGAAUGACAUGGCCAGGUUCAUGGAGGUUCUACACCAAGAGCAGAAUUUAAAAUCCACGCGUUUUAAUGAUAUUCUAGGCAAUGCCAGGACCAUUAUCCAAUACCAGGAUGCAGGAUUCAUUGGCGUUAGGGGCAUCUUUCAGUGGAUGGCCAGUGCAAAUCCCCGCAACGAUGGCAUUUACAAUUUUAUGCAGUUUUAUACCAGCGAAUCGAGUGGCUAUGUAGGAUUGCAGAACUGGGAUAAGAGCUCCAAGUUCACGGUCCUGUUCUCCAUUUGGGAUGCAACGAGUGCCCAGCCUGGAGACGACUUCGAUUGCAGUACCUUUGGUGGCGAGGGAAUUGGUUACAAGUGCUUCAACUAUGACUUCCCGCUGAUCAGCAAUGCCAUUUACUACUUGGAUGUGGAAAUCAAUGGAUCUGACUUUAGGGGUUACAUCUCAGAGCCGCAGGAGGAUCUUGACAAUGUGACCAGUAGGCAGGUGAAGCGUCACUUGAUUGGUCAGAUCACAACGCCGCACAACAACACCAAUCUUAUACCCUUUGCUUACUACAAUGAGAACUACAGGGAUAAGGACAGCUGUUUGGAGGCCUUUGAACUGGUCACAGUCAAUCAGGCUCCUCAUCAAUAUACGAAUUAUGGUCAUGCUAGCACCUCCUUUACGGAAGCCUAUUUGUACAAUUCGGUAUGUGAAUCACAGAAUAUCCUGGUGGCCAUCACGUCGGAUAAGCAGAGUACUAUAUACUUUACCAGGCCCACUGCCUUGAAUCUGGCUAGGAAAUAGUCUAAUAUAGUCUAAUUAAAUAAUAAUAAGCAAGAACCUUAUAAUGUGAAUAAACUGAAAACCAGCUUAAA